AAAGGUCCCCACACCGGAAGCUUUUCCUGGGCGGAGCCACCAGUUUCCAGUUCCUUGUUGCACACAGCUAACAGUGCUGCACAAUGAAAAUACUCACUUUAUUGAGCUUAUUUUCCACAUACCUAUUAUCGAACAGCAUUAACAUCGAGGAUAAUGCGGGGCAGUUCUUCAGCAGUGGCCAUACUAACAACUGGGCUGUGCUGGUGUGCACAUCCAGAUUCUGGUUCAACUACCGUCAUGUGGCCAAUACUCUGUCAGUCUACAGAAGUGUUAAGAGGCUGGGGAUUCCUGACAGCCACAUAGUUCUCAUGCUGGCUGACGACAUGGCUUGUAACCACAGAAACCCCAAACCCGCCACAGUGUUUAGCCACAAGAACAUGGAGCUGAAUGUGUACGGUGACGAUGUGGAGGUGGACUACCGAGGAUAUGAGGUAACAGUUGAGAACUUCCUGCGUGUUCUGACUGGGAGGCUCCCGCCCAGCACUCCUCGCUCAAAACGCCUCCUCUCUGAUGACCGGAGCAACAUCCUCAUAUACCUGACAGGCCAUGGCGGGAACGGCUUUCUGAAGUUCCAGGACUCUGAGGAGAUUAGUAAUGUGGAACUGGCCGAUGCUUUUGAGCAGAUGUGGCAGAAAAGAAGGUACAAUGAGCUGCUCUUCAUCAUUGACACCUGUCAGGGCGCCUCCAUGUAUGAGAGGUUCUACUCUCCAAACCUCAUGGCUUUGGCCAGCAGUCAAGUUGGAGAGGACUCUCUGUCGCACCAGCCAGAUUUGGCCAUAGGAGUCCAUUUGAUGGACCGUUACACCUUCUACCUGCUGGAGUUCCUGGAGGACAUCCACCCUGCAAGCAAAACCAACAUGAAUGACCUGUUCAAAGUAUGUCCCAAGAGUCAGUGUGUGUCCACUCCGGGCCACCGUACUGACCUUUUUCUGAGGGACCCAGGAAGUGUCCUCAUCACAGAUUUCUUUGGUAGUGUCCGCAAAGUUGAGAUCACCAUGGAAACCAUCAACUUGACCGACCCCAUCAAGCAAGUGGAGCAGAGUCCUGUGAAUGGAGAGCUGCAAAUAAGGAAGUACUCGUAUGUGGACCAGCUGCCGGUGUCUGAGAUCAUCCAUCAGAAACCAAAGCAGAAAGACUGGCACCCUCCUGAUGGCUUCAUCCUGGGCCUGUGGACUCUAAUCCUCCUGGUGUUUUUCAAGUUGUACGGCAUGAAGCACCUCAAACACAUCUUCUGAGGCCUCAGCGUUUACGCCGCUGGAUAUCUGAGGACGUGAAGCUGCAGAUUGGGAGCUUUUACUGAAGGGAUAUUAGAGGAAAUGUGGAGUUUGUGACAGGCUUAUUUUCCUGAAACUGGAAAGGAGAUUUAUGGCACCACAACUGCCCCGCCAGAAACUGUGUGAUGCAAUUGCUGCCUUUUUUUUACUUUUUUGGAUGAUCGCUCUCUACUGAUGAAAUGUAAACAUUGGCGUAUUAUUCCGUAUGUGAUGUGAGAAGGGACAAAUACUUGAAAGUCAUGCCUCAGAUAUGCAAAGCCCCAACUCUGCAAGGCCAUUUUCAACUUUUAUGUGUUCUUUUUGACAAGGACUCGACUUUAUAUUUAUUUCUUUUUAUGUCGAAAGUUCAGUUUUGUCAGUUCAUUCCAUAAAUUGCAUUGAUUUGGUUAAAAAUGCACUUGAAUUGAGUCCACAGAUAAGAAUUUAAUUUAUUUUUGAGAGCGAGCUGCUCUGCAUAUUUCAGCAGCUUUUUUGUUUAAGUGCUACUUAGAACGUGUGCCUGGUCACAAAAAGAAAAUGUGGGACGAGGGCAGGCUGAUUGGCUGCGAGUGGGCUGUGGAGAGAUUACUAUUUAAUGUCUCCCUUGUUCAUAUACAUUACACCCCUUGACCGUCAUAUCACGCUUGUGAAGGAUAACAAUCGCACAUAAUCCCAUCUAGCAUGAUGGACCCGUCCACUUUCCCAUUCACCAAAUUGCCCUCCCUGUGGAAACAUCCAUUAGCUCCCCAGUCGUGUACUCCGCUGAUUGUAUUCUGGGUGAUGGACAGCUAUUUCCCCGGCCAUUCCACGUCUCGCACUACAGCAGCGAUAAGUGAGUGAUAACCUAGUAAGCCGCCGGCCAUCCCAAAUGAAUCUCCUCUGUGCUGGGACGCGUUUUCCUCCUUUUUUUCCCCCUUCCCUUUUCUCUCCAUGUGUAACCACUCUGCAUUAGGCUCAUUGUUGGGGGGGAGUGACUGAUGCUCAAAGCAUAUGGAUUGAACUUGAGGUAGUUUAUCUUUGCUCCAUGGCGCAAGGACCCGCCCGCCGGGUGCCCGCUGCCACUCUCCCUUGCGGCUGAAGUGGAAAAUAGAUGGAGUUGGAAAUUGAACCAUAUGUAUUGGAAGGAAGCUGCUGCGUCAGCCACCAAGUACCUUUUCUUAUACAUUAUUUAUGCAACGCUUAUUUCGUCUUCCUUUUUCCUCCUGCUUUCUUAUUUCUUGUACUUUUAUUCCCCUUUCAGAGAGAGCAAGCUAAUUUUAUUUCCUCAAUUGGCUCGGAUUUUGAAUAAAGAUGAAACACUGGAUCAAA
Molecule: messenger RNA, 2561 nt
Organism: Dicentrarchus labrax (European seabass)
Lineage: Eukaryota; Metazoa; Chordata; Actinopteri; Moronidae
Gene: pigk
Product: phosphatidylinositol glycan anchor biosynthesis, class K
Exons: 11
Coding region: 84-1235 (383 amino acids)
Biological process (GO): proteolysis; attachment of GPI anchor to protein; protein localization to cell surface
Cellular component (GO): GPI-anchor transamidase complex
Molecular function (GO): GPI-anchor transamidase activity
Source: RefSeq, a predicted model, not a curated record